CGACGCAUGCGCGCCAGAGUCGCCGGUUUGGAGAGCAUGGAGAGAGCUCCUGCCCGAGUGACCAGAGUUUACUCCGGUUUUCGCGUUCCUCGAGAACAUCGUCGCGGUGCUUAGACAGUCACUCCCGAUCGUUUCGUUACCAACUUCGCGUCCCACGAAUCACAUUUCGCACAUACAACGUAAAGGAAGAAAGUUGAUUGUCGCUAAAAACGUAAAGUUAUAAUAAACUAAUUCUAAGAUUUUAUUUCAAAACGCGCGUUGCAUUUAAACAAGUAUAAACAGUACUUGUCGGAUUAUCGGUUGAUAGGGUUUUUUUUUUUUUUUGCAUAUGCUCGUUUGGCGCAAGUUUUCUUUCGUUGAUUGUUUGAAUUACUCUCGCAAAUUUUAAUCACCAAUUGGAAUUUGUUACUUAAAAAGUUUGAGUGAUGGCGCAGCUAAUCAGCGUCAAGUUAUCCAGGUUUGAUAAUUCACCUUGGGGCUUCCGACUUCAAGGUGGCAAGGAUUUUGGAACACCUCUCGUCGUUCAGAAGGUGAACGGGGGUUCUCCCGCUGAGGCAGCUGGUCUCCGGGCUGGCGACUCGGUGAUCAAGGUGAACAACACGGAUACGUUCAACCUGAGGCACAAGGACGCUCAGGAUGUCAUUGUGAGGGCGGGAAACAACUUCGAAAUAACCAUCCAGAGAGGCGGCAGCACAUGGAAACCCAGCGUGACACCCGUGUCAGCGACCCUUCCAACCCCUAAGCCAGCCAGCCCUGCGGCCAGUAUUUCACCCGUAACAAAGACAUCUCUGGCAGCGAAGAAGCAGGAUGGACCACUGAUCGGAAGCGGGCACAACUUCAGCCCAAAGCCAUUCUUGAACGGCAACGGGGAAGCUCCUAUCAAGUCUAUUGUUAACAAGCAGUACAACAGCCCGGUGGGUAUCUACAGCGAAGAAACUAUAGCAGAAACCUUGUCUGCUCAGGCAGAAGUUCUCGCCGGUGGAGUACUGGGGGUCAACUUCAAGAAGAAUGAGAAGAACUACAAUGCCGAGAACAGCGAAGUUUUCAAAAUGGUCCAGGAGGCGGACAAGGAGCCAAGGUCGCCCGAACCCGUUUCAUCCCGGACGGAAUUUUAUUCUUCGGUCAGUCAUGCCGUGGGGGGUCGCGCCACCUCACCAAGGUCGCCGACACCCCUGGGCCGGGCUAUGGGUCUCGGUCAAGGGCAGCAAAAUUUGAAUUUCCAUCAAUGCUCCGUGCCCGGACAAUCCGAACGUAAUCACCUCCACCGAGAAGAGACGAAACCCUCAUCAGAAACUCCCGUUUGCCGCAACUGCGAUAAAUCAAUUGUGGGCGUCUUCGUAAGAAUAAAGGACAAGAACUUGCACGUGGAAUGCUUCAAAUGUUCUACCUGCGGUACGUCCCUGAAAAAUGUCGGCUACUACAACAUCAACAACAAGCUCUACUGCGAUAUCCACGCAAAGCUGGUAGCCAGGCAAAAUCCACCAGCUUCAGGCCUCGUCCCAGUCACAGUUGCACCCGGCAAGGCACCCGCUGGCACCAUUUCCGCAGCACUGGCUAACGUUGGUGCUGGUAUCCCUCCCUUGGCACCUCUGUCACCAUCUUUGAACAAUCACUCGUCGCCCCAGCCUUUCACCUGCAAUCGACCGAUCAACGUAGCCAGCAUACAAGACGGCGUUCAACGUCUUCGCAUGGAAAACGGUACUUCCGGAUUAUCCUCGUCUGCGCCGGUUCCACGAUCGCCCGAAAAUCAAGCGAAACUAAACGUGACUCGCAAUGGUGCGGGCGAGAAUUCAAAGACCUUUACCAGUACGCUCAUCAUCCAGACGGGGAACGAGGUUGGCAGUACCAACAACGGCGACAAGCUUUUGUACAAUAACACUGUUAACACAGAUAUUUACCUCGAACCAAAACGUGAUAAUCAAAAUUUGUGCGAGUUUGAACUAACCAAUACCAUCGAGGAACCGAUCACUGACCUCCUCGCGAUUGCAGCCCAACCUUUCCCAGUUCGAAAGCAGGCAUCGUCGACGAACAGCAUUGGUGGUCCGAAGCCUUUCGGAGGCGUUCAAACCGCGCCCAGUCUGGUGUCCGCACCAUCCUUGAACUCCAGCAGCAACACUCUGCCCCGUCCGCAGAGCCAAAACGUCACUGGUCGAUACUCCACACUGCCAAAGCCCAAAAGUUCCCUCUUCAGAGAACGCUCCGAAACCGCUAACCAUGUUAACUACCGUAUUGUUGAACGCGCAUGUCUUGUGUGGAAUGAAAUUACCGGACCUAUAAAAAACUUUCAAACGAAACCCUAUGAAACGGUUGAAAUGUCAAAACGUCAUUCCUGUUCCUGUUUCCCUUUACUAUCCUGUACAGACUCCUACUUUGAUGAAUCCGACUACUACGAAGUAACAGAAACUCAUUUCGAAAGUCUUCCAUCAUCGCCACCUCCACCUUCCGUAAAAAGUAAGAGCCUUGUAUGGCCCCCGGCGAAACCACUUGAAGAUAUCACAUACCCAACAGCGAGUCCUUUGUACAUUAACCCAAACCCGAUCCUAAAUCAAAGGCAGCAAAGAGCUAUUGAAGAAAAACGACAAAACCAACUGAUGGAGCAGCAACAGGAAAUCAAAAUUCAUCGAGAGCACAGCGAAGAACGAGCAAGAAUGGAACAGGCGACUUGCUCCGGCCCGGUAUACAGAAGGGUACAACUCCACGGAGUAACGACUCAGAGAGAGUCGAGAUCAAGAGAAGUCGUUUGCUCAAGACCAACUUCAAGAGCGGCAUCGAGAGAGAGUCUGCGAAGAUCUCUGACGCCUACGAAAAUAACUCAGCCGACUCCUCAGCCUUGGACAGCGACUGUUACUUCGGGUACAAACAUCUACGAACAGUCGUGUCCGGCUCUAAUUUGCGACACAGUAUGCGAACAGGAACAAAUAUGCGAAAAGCAGGUAUCAUGUGAGAAUCAUACAUGCCAAAGUCAGCAAACCUGCGAGCGUAAACAGAUAUCCCAUCAUCAUCAUCACGUCUGUCAUCAGCCCUGUCAGCCAGUUUGCAAGCCGGUGUAUCGGCCAGUGUGUCCACCUAAGGCUCCGCAGCAAGUGAGCCUCUUCAAAACAGCUAUCUGUGAACCAGAACCAGAGCCAGAACCUGAACCUGAACCGGAACCAGAACCCGCAUCUCCGGUAGUAGAGACGGAAGUAACUUUCACGUUCCGAAGACCAAACAGCGUUACCUUAUCGGAAGUCGUACCAAAAUACGUGGCUGUUUGCCCUGCGGGCAUCGAAGGUCAGCAUGACUACGUGACUGAAACUACUGAGGAUGAUGUUGGCCCAAUACACAUUAAAAAGACAACGAUCUACGAGAAGACGGUGGAAGUCGUUGAUGAUGAAGACGAAGAGUGUUCAGAAGUAGAAAAUCGACGAUCUAUCCACCUGGACCAGGAGGUCGAGAACAUUUCUGAUAGGAGAGAUAUUGCAGAAUGUGCUGAGGUCAUAUCGUCAGCUGUUGGGACGCAGCAGCUAAUGGAGAAGAUUAAACAGGAGGAACAAGAAAUUGUUGAAGGAGAACGAACGACAGCUGUUCACCAAGUUUCGUCAUCCGUUCAACCCAACAUGGGAAAACGUGUGAGCAUCACCGAGCAAGAGAGUACGGACGAAGGAUGUUUCAUAGAACGCCACCAGACCGUCAAAGAAGACGAUGCACAUAGGUAUGAAGAGUUGACGGAGGAAAUCAGGAUUCAAGAAAACUUUAGGCAGCAAGAGAUGGAAGAACAGAGGCGCCAGAGUUUGCGAGAGCAAGUGCAAGUGCAUCAAACUCUGCGUGAGCAGCAAAUUCCCGAACGACGACCACCACCACCAACUCUUCAAGAACGCAGACUCAGCGCAAAGUUUAGCCAACAGGAUUUUUCACGUCAGCAGGUACAAACAGCGGAAACAUCUUGCGCCAAGAAACAUGUGCAGUUUGUAAAGGAAACGGGAUCUGGAAUAAAGCGACUUCCACCCACAACGAUUAAAAAUUCCACACCAAAGCAAUGGAAAUCGGAAAUGGUAAACGCCUUGACAACGGCACCGGAUAGAGCCUAUUCACCAUUGACCACGUCACCUUUGACGGAGGACAACAGCUGCGUUGAGGAUUCUUACACCGAAGAAAAAUGUUACUGCGAAGAAACUCAGGUCUUGACGAACGAAUGUGAGCCACAACGUUGCGUUUCCCCGUUUCAGCAGGCUCUAACCACCGCACCAGACCGAUCGUACACACCGUUGGGAUUCUAUGAUGAGCCAGACCAAUACCAAACUGAGAUAGAAGUGUGCCACCGCUCGCAAACUCCCACGGUCCAGGCAAAUCCUGGUCCGGACGGAUACUGCGCACCAGCGGAAAUCUUGUAUGCUGAUGAUACUAUGGAAGAGACGGUGAGACGAGAGAGGAGGGUCCCAAAGUCGGUAACGCCACAGCCAUUGCCGUUGCCUCCACCUGACUUUCAUUUUAGAGAUUCGUCCCAGCCGCGAUCUCGAUCGCAAACACCGAGCAAUCGGUCGCUGAUGACCGGUCUGAAGAAACCCGGUACGAUUCCCCCGUACCAACGGAAUUUAGUUGCCAUGCAGAAGAUUCCGGUCGAAGUUCACAAUUACAUUCCCAGUAGAUCUCCGACACCGGCACCGGGAAGGUCGAAAUCUCCUGCUCAAGGACCACCCGAACCACCGGCAUGCUACGUCAAGGCUCAAGCCCCAAAAGUUAAGACCGAUGAUCCACCCAGGGCGACAACACCUUCGGGUGGCAGGCACAACAAAAAACCGCAGGAAGAGGGAGAGUCAUAUACGUACCACGAAGAAAAGAACACACCACGUGGCCGUGUUAUAAAGGAUGUUGAGGGAUCUCUUCGAAUCGCUUACGCAGGCGAUGAAGAAUCGUUCGUUGCAAGUGAAAAGGAGGUGGUAGAGACGUUGAAGAACGUUAAAAAGACUCCGGUAUGCGAUAUAAAAAAGCCCUGCAGUAUACCAAUCGUAGUUGAAUCUGCAAGGAAGCCCGAGCCGCAGUAUGAAUCAUAUCAAAAAUCCGUCUGCGUGAUGGGAAAACUGAACCAACCACAGGGUACGUUGCCCUGUCCAAUAGGCAAGAGCCAGUCCGAAAGAUUCCCAAGAACAGGAGUCCGCGUUUUACCUCCUUGUCCGAAAACUAUAGUGAACGAACAAUCGCAAUGCAAGAAAAGCAUCUACUCUGAAGCUCAGUCUCAGUCUCAGGUCUGCCAACGCACAGUGUCACAGUCUCAGCGCAGCGCAUUUUGCGGUACCAAGCCUAAGAGUCACCUGCAGACUGGGCCGACCGCCGAAGGGAGUCGAAGUUACUCACAGUCCGGUGUCUGCAGCAUCCCCACAACCGAUCGAAGAGGCCUCUGCGUUUCCCCGUGCGUUGGAGUGGAGCAGCAAAGUUGCGGUCAGCCAUCGGGCACCUGUGGAAGACGUUUGGGUUCGUCAGCUUUGGAUAUAGGCAAUAGCCCCCUGUCAGACGUCUGCAUAACACCGUGCAACGACGGUUCGGUCUGCAUAGCCCCAUGUCCAAAACCAAUACUGAAGAAUCAGUGUCCCUUUGCCUGUUCGCCGACAGCUGACUUGGCCUUUCCUCAGAUUCCUCUACCCUACGAUGACGACAACGAACCCGUUUGCCCUCUAGCUAAAAACCCGAUACCAAAGUUAAACGAUUUGGGGUUUCAACCGAUCCAUACGCCUCGCACUAACCUUGGAUGCCAGCUUACGCAGCUAGUCCACAAAACGAACAAGCAAUCGGUCCACGUGUACAAACCUCAGGCCCAGUGCUCGUCUCAGACCCUGUGUCAGACCCAAAGUCCAAAAUGCCACCUCUUAGCCCCGAUUAGUAAGACCCAGAAUUUAGUAGACCCACCGAAUUUGUCAUCCCACCCGGAUUUAGGUACCGGCAUUGGAGGUCCAGGUUCGAAGAGCGGUGCCGUCGCUGGUAACACAGCUCCUAAACGUGGUCGCGGUAUCUUGACGCAGCAAGGUGGUCCUGGAUCGCGUGUUCCUCUAUGCGGGUACUGCAACUCUUACGUCAGGGGUCCGUUCAUCACGGCACUCGGUAACAUCUGGUGCCCCGACCAUUUUGUAUGCGUAAACGCGCAAUGCCGUCGACCGCUCCAGGAUAUCGGGUUCGUGGAAGAGAAGGGACAAUUAUACUGCGAGUACUGUUUCGAACAGUUCAUUGCCCCACCUUGCAGCAAGUGCAACAACAAAAUCAAAGGGGAAUGCCUCAACGCCAUUGGAAAACAUUUCCACCCUGAGUGCUUCAACUGUUCAUACUGCGGCAAGCUUUUCGGAAAUAAUCCGUUCUUCUUGGAAGACGGAUUACCCUACUGUGAGGCUGAUUGGAACGAACUAUUCACGACGAAAUGUUUCUCAUGCGGUUUUCCGGUGGAAGCCGGCGAUAGAUGGGUCGAAGCUUUGAGCAACAACUAUCACAGCCAGUGCUUCAAUUGCACGAUGUGUAAAAAGAAUCUCGAAGGUCAAAGCUUCUACGCGAAAGGAGGUCGUCCGUUCUGCAAAAAUCAUGCGCGCUAAUGCGGAGGGAAUAUCCGACCUCUGAAACCAAAAAAUAACAAUUACAAUUAUAUUCUAUAAUUUUCCUAAGCAGAAACACGUUACGGAAGCCGUCAUUAACCGCGUACGAAUAAUUAAUUAUGCCAUACUGUGCGAGGAUAAUUAUUAUAUUUAUCUGUAAGAAACAGUGAAAAGAAGAUUUAUUUCACCCUCUCGAGUCAUAUUACAACAUUUUACGAGUCGCUUGCGAUAAUAAUUCUAAUUACAAAACCGAAAAGUAUUUCCGUGCGCGAAUGUCAUUUAUAAAUUUAAUUCACAAACUUGACGAAAGUGGGUGAAGUUUAAAUACCACAAGCAAUUCAUAAGCAUCAGCAUGAAAGCAAAUCAACUUAGCUGAAACAUGCGAAGGUCGUCUUGCCAAUUAGAAAUAUUAUACAAAAUUGCAUAUUUAAUUGCGCGUUUCGAUUUCUUUACGUAAAAUGCUGCAGUCACGAAGACAUUGCGGAUUAUUCCGAUGAAAAAUUAAAUAAACGAGCGGUAAUCCAAUUCGGGCAUGACCUUAGGUUCCAGAAUAUCGAGUUAUGAUAAGAAUUUCAUCUUACCAAACGAUGUAAUUAAUUUAUUAAAAAUAUUGUAUAUCGAACCGAACCUGUGGGAUAGAAAACAGUUGAUAAAAAUCAAUGAAUUAUUAAACGAGUCGAAAUACAAUAUCAAUUUUUGGUCAAAAAUUAUAAGAAAAAUAAAUAUAUUAUAGGUACGUAUUGAAAGUCUAACAUAUUUUUAUCAAUACGUUAUAUAUUAUAUAGUGAGUUUUCGCGUAUUAUAUGUUAUAGCUUUAUUUGAAGAGAGAGAGAGAGAGAAAAAAAUACAAAAAGUAAAAAAUAAAAAUUUGGUAUUCAGUCAAAGCUCUCAACGGCGUUGCAUUUCGUUGCUCUGCACGUUUGAUACACAGAAACUAACGAACGCCGUCGAGAUCGUGAGAGAAUCAGUUUUACGAUAAGGAAUACGAUCACCUAAUAUAGUGGUAACAGUAAUCAUAUGCAUAAGUACAUCGUUUAUGUAAAUGGAUAUGCGCAUCCAGUCAAAGCAAUACAGUUGCCAUAUUAAUAUUAUGCCAGGUUACCGUUUUAGUGCCAUUUUCAAGCUUGUGUCAUAAUAGUCAUGAAAAUAACUGGCACAUCUUUUACCAAUAACGAGGAUAAUAAAUUAAGAUUUAAACAGUACGCAUAAUAUCUAAGAAUUUAAGCUAUAUAUUUAAUUGGAAAAUAAAAUUACAUAACAAUCGGACGUCGCAAUUUUUAAUUGAUAUAAUACUUUAAUUAUGUUUGAUGAAGAUUUCUGCAGAAGUGUAAUUCAAUAACUUGAUGUUGUUCUUAGGCAAGAACAAGCAUUGUUAGUUGAAAUCUAAAAGAGAGCAACGUUGUCAGUUGGUGAAAAAAAUUGUUGGAAAUUUACAAUCGCUCGAGCGUUUUCAAUUUAAUUGACGAUCGACACCAACAGCUGUAUAUUAAAAGUUUCAAAAUCAAUUACGUUAAGUAUGAGUCCCCGAAAGGUCCUAUGUAUCCCCUUACGUGUUGCUUACAAUAAAAUAAAUAGUCGUAUUUAACUCAA
Messenger RNA from Neodiprion fabricii, 8141 nucleotides. RefSeq lists its product as uncharacterized. Gene Ontology annotation, molecular function: actin binding; muscle alpha-actinin binding. The coding region runs from base 426 to 6551 and encodes 2041 amino acids. The transcript is spliced from 16 exons. The record is from RefSeq and is a predicted model, not a curated record. Gene Ontology annotation, biological process: heart development; muscle structure development; actin cytoskeleton organization. Lineage: Eukaryota; Metazoa; Arthropoda; Insecta; Hymenoptera; Diprionidae. Gene Ontology annotation, cellular component: stress fiber; adherens junction; filamentous actin.